AUGACAGAAGAGCCAUUAAAAAGUGGUGACAUUGAGAAGCUGAGACUGGUGAAUGGAAGCUGUCCCUGUGCUGGUACCAUUGAGGUUUAUCAUAGUGGAGAAUGGGGAACAGUGUGCGAUGAUGAGUGGGACAUACAGGAUGCAACAGUGGUCUGUAAACAGCUGGGAUGUGGUUUUGCCUCAACUGCCCUUGAAAAAGCUUAUUUUGGAGCAGGAUCUGGAACCAUCUGGCUAGAUGAUGUUGACUGCAAUGGAACAGAGACUGCCUUGUGGAAAUGCCAUUCAAGUACAUGGGGAGAAUCUGACUGUGAUCAUACAGAGGAUGCUGGAGUAAUCUGUUCAGAAUUUAAACAGCUGCGACUUGUUGAUGGCGGUCAUCGCUGUGAAGGAAGACUAGAGGUAUUUCAUAAUGGGACAUGGGGAACUGUUUGUAACAGUGAUCUGUCAAAGCAUUCUCUCAUUAUGAACAUAGUUUGUAAUGAGUUAACAUGUGGAGAGACUGGUGAAUUGCAUAGUCAACCUAUUUUUGGAAAAGGUCUGAAUUAUAAAUCGAUCGACAAUGUCAACUGCCUAAGGCAUCACAACUCUCUUUGGCAAUGUCCUUCAUCUCCCUGGGUUAGCAAGCCAUGUAGUCCUGAUGAGGAAGUUCAUAUAUCCUGCUCUGGAAAUCAGAAAAUACCUUAUGGGACAGCAAUUCCACUACCAUGCAAAAACAAGUCAUUGGGUCUGGAUUGCACAGGCAAACCACAUUCUACAAUCACACAUGUCCCUGCCAGGCUGCCACCACAAAGUGAUGCACUUUACUUCAUGCAAGUGGGACCUCAUUCUGCACCAAAUCCCCUAAUUACUGUAUCAUGA
Messenger RNA from Protopterus annectens (West African lungfish), 858 nucleotides. RefSeq names its product scavenger receptor cysteine-rich type 1 protein M130-like. The transcript has 5 exons. Gene Ontology annotation, cellular component: membrane. The record is from RefSeq and is a predicted model, not a curated record. The coding region runs from base 1 to 858 and encodes 285 amino acids. Lineage: Eukaryota; Metazoa; Chordata; Ceratodontiformes; Protopteridae.